Molecule: messenger RNA, 366 nt
Organism: Parastagonospora nodorum SN15
Lineage: Eukaryota; Fungi; Ascomycota; Dothideomycetes; Pleosporales; Phaeosphaeriaceae
Exons: 3
Coding region: 1-366 (121 amino acids)
Source: RefSeq, a predicted model, not a curated record
AUGACGAGGAAGAGGAAAAAGGUCAUCGAAUUAUGCAAAGUUCCUACUGUCGCUGAGCUGAAUGCGGACUACGUCGCAGACUCCGACGAAGAGGUCGUGACCCAAGAAGGAGACCCUACCACACAGCGUAAAAGUGAUCCACACUACGAUCAUGUUACCUUCAUUCCCCGUUCCCUCGAAUAUCUUCCAAAGGAUGUGACUCAGGCAAGCUGGAAUAUCGACUUCACUGCGGCAAAGCAAUGUUACGCCGAUAGGCGGUAUGGUGAUGUUGUACCUACCGAAAGGCCGGGGCUUGACAUCGCUUCCUUCGACCAGGCGGAUGUAAUGCUCAGCUCCAGGUUUGACUUUGACAUCAUGAUCACCUGA